Colletotrichum graminicola M1.001 is the source of this 3654-nucleotide messenger RNA. RefSeq lists its product as uncharacterized. Bases 1 to 3654 code for a protein of 1217 amino acids. Gene Ontology annotation, molecular function: zinc ion binding; DNA-binding transcription factor activity, RNA polymerase II-specific. The transcript is spliced from 6 exons. Gene Ontology annotation, biological process: regulation of DNA-templated transcription. The record is from RefSeq and is a predicted model, not a curated record. Lineage: Eukaryota; Fungi; Ascomycota; Sordariomycetes; Glomerellales; Glomerellaceae.
AUGGAUCCUCCGGGGCAGCCUGACAACAAGCGCCCCCGUCUCUCGACGACUAACUCUUGGUCACCAACGGGCGGUCCGCAACAUCAACAACUGCCACCGCUACACCAUCCGCCGCCGCCGCCGCCCUCCUCGCACCCCUCGACGCCGCACCAGGCCCAUACCCUCCCGCCUCACCAUACAGCCCAGCCCGCGUCCUAUAACCAUCAGUCGCAGCCGCCGUACCCUCCUCGUUCUGUCGAGCCUCACCAUCCUUCCCACGCCGCGCCGCAACACCAUCACCUUGAUGAUCGAAGACACCAUGAGCAAGAGCCUCCGUACGCGCCGAUGCAGGAUCACUACCGACACCCAGCCUCGCCUGCUCACCCUCACUACCCACCGUAUCCCGGCCGAGACCCCGGCGGCGUGAAGAGAGAGCCGCACGAAGAGAACCUCGCCCAUCCACGACGGCCGCACUCGACGGGAGGCGGGCCAGCGGACGGUCUACCUCCGCCGCACCCUGCGCCCCCUCACCCAUCUCAUCAGCCCUAUCCAGACGACUCUCGACGACACAUGAGCUACGAUAACGGGCCCCAGCAGAUGCCCCCGACGCCGGGGGGCUACCGAGGCAGUUUCCCCCCUCCUCCCAUGGUCCAGGCGCCGCCGCCGCCUCCUCCUCCUCCACAACACUACGAGCAACCGCCUCAGUUUCAGGCUCCACAGGAGUCCAUCUACAACAACAUCCAAUACUCGUCGACUGCGAAGCGCAAGGCAACACGAGCCUCUCAGGCUUGCGAUAGUUGUCGGCAACUCAAGGCGAAAUGUGAUGAAACCAAGCCUUGCAAGAGCUGUAGAGAAAAGGGAGUCGAGUGUAAAUACCGCGAUCCCAUUCCAAAGGCUAUCGACAAAGGACAGACCGACAUCCUGGAGGCGAUUUCCGAGAUGAAGACGGCGAUGGAGGCCAAGUUCGAAGCGCAGAUCCUCGAGCAGCAAAAAUGGAUGAAGAAGAUGGAGACGACGCUCAAGUUCCACAACAUCAAAAUGGAAAAUGAGCCGCUGUCGGCAGACCUCUCCCCGGUUCAAAAAUCGAUUGUCAAGUCGCCUUCACCGAUUGCCGCCGCGCCGCCUGUCGACAGUUAUCCCCCGAACGAAGUAGAAAUGGAAGAGCCGCAUCCUAUGGCUGUUGGUGAGACCGACUUGGCCCAGCAGAUGCACGACGCCGAUAUGGAAGCCGAGGAACAGUUGCCGCCGGGAGAACCCGUGGCCCCGGGCGCUCCUUCGAUUCCCGCAAAUCACACUACCAGAGCCGAUAUGUUGUUGUCGUGGCCGGGAAUCAAGGAGCUGACCGAGGGAAUCCUGGAAAGAGAGGGGGUUAAGUACCCUCAAGAGUACCCCAUCGCUCAAGAGGAGAAGCGGGGAGUCUUACGUCUAUACGGACGCGGUGAAGGCAGUGGCCAGGAGCGCACUCCUUCCGCUGCUGCCACUGGCGCCGCUUCCACAUACGAGCGAAGCAGCGCGGCCGAGGCAUAUGGGACCGUCGACGCAAUCGAGGACAGUUUUUCCGAGACUGGCAACUCACCCUCGCCGGGUGAUGCAUGGGGUCAAGUUGGGGGCUGGAGUCCGCCCUUGAAUGUGGGAUAUACCAGCAGGACCCUUGUGGGCGACGGCCAUCCAGAUUUCGCCGAAGAAACGGUCAAGUCGUAUGUGCACAGCUUUGAGAAACACAUUCUGAGCUUGCAUCCCAUUCUUCCUCUUGGCGACUUAAGGAGCUUGGUCAAGCGCUUCCUGGACAGCCUAGCACAGACCGAGAAGAAGACGAAGCCUCAAGCCCCCGGCGUGGCCAAGUUCGUGCCGCCAACGAGCUACCCCGAGAUGUCCAACAAGCGGAAGCGUUCGCCAGCAGGCGACCAGCCCGACGAGCCUGCUCCACUACCCAGGAAGCCCGGCAGACCGCACAGAACUAUUGAGAACGCCCUCGUCCUUGUCAUUCUCGCUCUCGGCAAAAUCUGCCAGCAUGAGUCCAAGAUCCCAGACCUACCGCGAGACACGCCCGAGCACAACCACAACUCCCCGGCAAACAGAAAUGGCUACCCGUCCUCUCCCGGCACACAGGCAUCGCCCCCUUCCUAUUCUGCGCACUCCCAAUCCUCGGGGCUGCCUUCGCCCAAGGAGCAGGCCAACGGCCUCCCGAGCCGGCGUCAGUCGAUGCAGGGCAGCGGCGUUCUCAAGACAGGCCACUCACUGAGGCGCAAUUACGACAUCAUCCCUGGCCUGGAGUAUUUUGCCUAUGCUUCCGAUAUCAUGGGCAACCACAUGGCCGGAUGGACCAUAAAGCACGCGCAGACAUUCAUCUUUGCCGGUCUGUACUAUGGCCAGUUGGGCCGAGUCCUAGAGAGCGAUGCCAUGUUCUUCAACGCCGCUCGAGCUUUGAACAUGAUCAUGCGCCGUGACAUGAGUCGCUUCUUCAAGAUGGGGGUGUAUAACCUCCCCGAGAGGAAGCGAGACAACUCGGUUCUUCUCGCAUUCUGGAGCUGCCUGCAGUUGGAAAAUGAUAUUAUUGCGGAACUAGAACUCCCACGAUCUAGAUGCCAGGACUACGAGGAACAGAUGCCCUGGCCUAAUAUGAAGCUCAUGGACGACGGCUUUUCGGUCAGGGUCCGGGAUUCUUACAUUGGGCAGCUCUACCUGCGCAAGACGCUUAACACGAUCCACAAUCUGCUGUACGACCCCAAGGAGCAGCACGUUAGCGUGUACGAGAAGAUGAGAAAGGUGAUGGCGUUAGAGCAACAACUGCGAAGCAUGACGUGGGUUUCAAACGACUUCAGGUUCAAUGAGGAAGACCCUCCAGCGACCGACCUGCUGGAUGCGAGACUGCGUGCCAAAUACUGGGGCGCUCGAGUCAUCAUCUACCGGCCCUUCAUCAGGUUCAUCCUGGAGGUCUCCGAGAAGCUCAAGCAACGCUCCGACGACUCGGGCAUUUUGAACAAGGAGAACAUGGGUGCCAUCGGUGUCUUCAACCCUAACGACGCAACGGCACUCGUGGGGCAUGGCUCUCACGGUAUCCGCGGACACGACGAGCUCGACCCGGAAGUAAAGGCGUGGGCCGAAAGGGGCAUCAAGGCACUCAUCCAGAGCACUCGGGCCUUCCACGGUGUAGACAACAAGCGACUCCUUGUGACCAACAUCUUUGGCACAGCACAUGCGCAAUGGGGCAACCUCCUGAUCUUGGCAGCCGCCUACAGGGACCCUUAUCUGACUCGCCUCAUUGAGCGGUCGCAGCUACAGGAGCUAUUUAGGCGGACCAUCGCAAUGUUCAACAUGCACGCCCAAUCUUCCAGUGCCCUGACGAUCGACAUGCACAUCCUGGAGCACAUCGAGAGGGAGCUCUUCAACGAACCGAGAGUGGCGUCCAGCAGCUUCUCGAGCACACCCAGCAUGACCGGUCCCACGAUUCCGCCGCCGCCGCCUCACCCGCCUCACCCAGCGCCGCCGGGUCACCACCACAACCAGGGCCCGAUGUCCAUGGCUUAUGCGGUUGAGCAGAACCCCCACAGCGCUCACAAUUCUCCGGGCCAGGGACACCGCAUCCUCAGCAACGGAUCAAGCCACCCGUCAAACCACCACCAGGGUUAUCACGGAUACUCUGGAUCACCGGGUCAGCAGCCCAUGCAGAUGUAA